AUGCUUUAUUUGCUAAUUAUACAAAAAUUAAUAAUCAAUAAAAAUCAAAUUAUUUAUUAAAUUAUCAAUUAACUUAACUUUCUUUAAGAAAUAGUCCAUUUCAAAAAAAGCAAACAUUUACUCAUAAAUUAAGUCAUUUUAAGAUAAAAUAUAUUUUUAAAUUAACAUAUUUCAAGUUUGUUUUAAAUUUGUUAAAAAAAAGAAAGAGUAAAAUUUAAUUCAUUAUAUAAAUUGUAUAAUUUAAUUUUCAUUUAUAACUACAUAAAAAUAAUAUAUAUACUGUCUCCCAGUGACUCUUAACUCGAGCCAAACUCGAGCUUAAUGCAACUUUGA
Tetrahymena thermophila SB210 is the source of this 333-nucleotide messenger RNA. RefSeq lists its product as hypothetical. The transcript has a single exon. NCBI's taxonomy places the organism in Eukaryota, Ciliophora, Oligohymenophorea, Hymenostomatida, Tetrahymenidae. The record is from RefSeq and is a predicted model, not a curated record.